Penicillium taxi is the source of this 678-nucleotide messenger RNA. RefSeq lists its product as uncharacterized. The transcript has 3 exons. Lineage: Eukaryota; Fungi; Ascomycota; Eurotiomycetes; Eurotiales; Aspergillaceae. The record is from RefSeq and is a predicted model, not a curated record. The coding region runs from base 1 to 678 and encodes 225 amino acids.
AUGGCCGAGAUUUAUAAUACGGACCGAUUCGCGGAGCUCUACUAUCCGUCUAACACAGCCGACCUCCUGCAGCUGGGCCUAGCAGCCAGAUAUGUAGCUCUCCUUUUCGAGUCCUAUCAGAUUACCUAUGCUUUUAUUGGAGGAUGGGCUGUAUAUUUGCGCGGCGGUCGCCGGAGCACCCAGGAUAUUGAUAUCGCCGUUGCGAGUCCGAUGAAUGUUUUGAAACAGAUACUAACCGCUCAACCCCGUAUUCACUUUCCGGCUGUUCAUGGCCGCACUUCUAUUCAGAUCUUUAUUGACACCGGGCGGACUUUUGAUGAGGAGUUUCCUCAUGUGCCGGAUUUGGCUGUCAGCAAUUUAGGUACACCCGAGGAUCUGCACUCGUCUCGCGAGCCCAUCAAUCCAUAUAGACCUACACCGCUAGCCUCACCAGUGCUGGUAUUAGGGCUUGUUUUUCAAAUACAUGCGAAGCUAGAUGCAUUUGCGAGGCGCGGAGAACAGGAGAGCAAGGAUUUCGUGGACCUGGAGUUCCUUUUCACGCAGUAUGCGACGCAGAUACCCGAGUUCAGGGAGUGCUUUAGUAGUGAGCAGCGGAGGCAUUUCUGGCUUCAUUACACGGGCAAAUAUGUGGGAUUUCCGGAUCAGGUUGAUAACAUGAGAAUAUUACUUGGGCUAUGA